This is a messenger RNA of Ceratitis capitata (Mediterranean fruit fly), 771 nucleotides long. RefSeq names its product glucose-induced degradation protein 4 homolog. Lineage: Eukaryota; Metazoa; Arthropoda; Insecta; Diptera; Tephritidae. The record is from RefSeq and is a predicted model, not a curated record. Gene Ontology annotation, biological process: protein targeting to vacuole; proteasome-mediated ubiquitin-dependent protein catabolic process; protein catabolic process in the vacuole. The coding region runs from base 133 to 741 and encodes 202 amino acids. The transcript is spliced from 4 exons. Gene Ontology annotation, cellular component: extrinsic component of membrane; GID complex.
CACACGACCUUCAAAAGAACGCCCUGCUGGCUUAUUUUCAAUUGCCUUAUACAAUAGUUUGCAUUUACAUUACGACAAACGCGCUGGCUUGGUUUCAUUAUGGAUAAUUUAUAAUUUCACUUUGAUAAAAAUAUGCCUGUAAGUUACGCAAUGCCCGCACUUCCUGCUAAUUCAUCUCAAGAUGGAGUCCGGGAGACUAUGCUGUAUAGCGGAUCAAAGUUUAAAGGGUUUCAAAAAUCACAAGGCAAUUCUUAUGAUGUUGAAGUGGUUCUGCAGCAUAUAGAUUUGCAAAAUUCCUUCCUCUGUGGAUACUUAAAAAUUAAUGGCUUGACGUUUGAAUUCCCGACCCUUACAACGUUUUUCGAUGGAGAAAUUAUAUCUAAGAAAUAUCCAUUCUUAACGAGGAAAUGGGAAGCAGACGAAGAUGUUGAUAAGGGACACUGGAGUAAAUUCGCAGCGUUUUCUGAAUAUGAAGGAACUUUUAAUUCGGAUAAUUUUGAUUUUCAAAGCUUAGCAAAUAGUGAUUAUGUAUUUAUGCGAUGGAAAGAACACUUUCUUGUGCCUGAUCAUACAAUAAAAGACAUAAAUGGGGCAUCAUUUGCAGGAUUUUAUUAUAUUUGCUUUAUUAAAUCAACCGGAAAAAUUGAAGGAUAUUAUUACCACCGCUCAUCGGAAUUAUAUCAAUCUAUUGAAUUGGAACAUAUACCUGAAAAUUCUUCUGAAAUAUAUGAAUUUAGAUAAAAAAAACACAGCUUGUUUUUAGUCAGCAAG